AUGGCAGACUUCGCCUACCGCUCAGCUGCUCCCAUGGCUAACGAGCGGUGGCUCUCUUCACGCAGCCCCAUCUACAAUAAUCCGUUUUAUAGUGCAAGAUUCGAGACGGGAAGCACCCCGUCUCUUCCCCAAAGUGUGGCCUACGCCCAAAGUGCUACCUCCACACAUGAUAUACCGGGCAACUUUCCACCAGGAGGAGUCAGUCAGCUCGCUCGAGCGCCAGUUGAACCCUCCGUUUCUUAUCCCCCGGCACCAUGCAAUCCUCGACCAGGGCAAGGACCGUACACGAGCCCAACACCCAGCCAGGCACCCUUCAAGAGCACAUCUCCGUCAUGGGGAUGGGACCAGCAGCCGAGCUAUUCCGGAAAUGCCAGCCAGGGGCCCUACCAGGGGAGGUAUUCACCAUCGGAUUCCAUGGAUGAUUUUGGUUCCGCGAGUCUUUCGGACUACUCGCUUGAGAAUUCCAUGCCCGGAUCCGCGGCGGCGCCGAGCAGCAGGGGCGGCGGCAGCAGUAGGAUGAAUGGAGGAGGAGGCGGGGGAGGCGGCAAGCCGCGCGCUGCUGCACCGAGACGACCGUCGAACCGAGACGAGUUCGACGGCCCGCACCAGUUCCUCAAGCGGCCGCCGCCGGAGUACAUUGCGCUGCAGGAGCGGGAGCUGCCACGCCUGCCGACGCACCUCGUCGUGCAGGAGCAGGACAGCGUCCUAAACAGCGUCAACGACCGGCUGUCGCAGUGCGCCUACGAUUUUGUCGCCAAGUACCAGUUCCCGAUCCCGCUGACGCACGACAUGCGGCCCGUCGAGCGGCCGCAGGACCGCGAGUGGACCGAGUGGGUGUACCUGCUCAAGCGGCUGGCGACCAAGCGGCGGAUUCCCGCGCGCGUGCUGUACAACGGCCAGAUCAAGCAGUUUGUCACGGUGCUCGAGAACUCGCUCGAGAUGCGCCACGCCGCCAAGCACCAGUCCCGCCCGCUCAAGGAUGAUAGGAAUAUUCUGCAGCUCAUCUCGGCGGGGAUACAGGUGGCUAAGAUCUUGAUGGAUGCGCAGGCUAUGGACUAUCUCGACAGACUAUACGUUUCAACGGAGCAGCGAAUCCAGGAGCGCGUUGCGGCAGCUGCGGCGGCUUCUGCUGGCAUGAGGUUCCGUUAA
Parathielavia appendiculata is the source of this 1149-nucleotide messenger RNA. RefSeq lists its product as uncharacterized. The record is from RefSeq and is a predicted model, not a curated record. NCBI's taxonomy places the organism in Eukaryota, Fungi, Ascomycota, Sordariomycetes, Sordariales, Chaetomiaceae. Bases 1 to 1149 code for a protein of 382 amino acids. The transcript has 4 exons.